CGUAGCAAGCAGGAAGUUUUCAGUUAUCGACACGAGCGGCAGUCACGCACUCUCAUUUUGUUUCCGCUCAGGUGUAGUGGUUUGAAAUUCUACCUUACAUGUUUCUUUCAUAGCAGGGACGUGGGUUGAAGCUUUCUUCCUCCACUAUGAUUCUUCUUCGACGAGUUUUGGUGGUAAUCUAUGUGUUGCUGUUGUCCGCGUUGCCAGUUUUAUCAUGGCCUCUUCUCAACUGCUCCCGACAGGGUUUGAGGUGUACAGUCACCACAAGUAACUGUAUGGACAGUAAAUGGCUGGAUGUGAAUCAGUACACUCCCAGCAGUCCAGAGGGGCUGCAGGUGAGCGUGAACACAAGGCAGGAUGAGACAGGACACCUGCACCCUGUGCUGGUCGCUAACUGGAACAUAAAGGAUGAUGGCAGUAUAAGUUACCUGAAAGCCACCGAGCUUCAUGUUCUGGUAACGUCCACCAACCAGAACCUGUGUGUCCGAUAUUCCUUCAAAGACAAACUCUCAAUGAGAAGUCCGACGGGGGAAAAGUGGUCGUUCUCAGCUAACACGCUCGUGGUGGACCCUGGUCAGACAUACCGGGUCUCUGUCUUCAACAUCCCCAAAACAGAGCUGAACCACAGCGGCUACGACGUCAGCACUGAUGUCAACGUCCCUGAUUGUCCAGAUCCCAAAAUGCAGAUGACCGAGUUUUGCAUAGAGAGAGGAAGUCUGUGGCAGCCUAACAUCAGUCUGACUAAGAUCACUGCAGUCCGUGGAAGAUCCGCUCUGGCUGUCAGCUUCACUCCCGACACUCUCUGUGAGGAAUACAUUGUUAUUGUUAGCUGCUCCACUACCCAACAUGUAGGCCGCACAUACAAGGCCAAUCAGAAGACCCUGAAUGUAACGUUCAGCCUGGAUAAAUGGCCAAGAUUUUGCUGCCAGUUUGAUGCUGAGAUCAAACCUCUUUUCCCACAAUGUGGCCAGGAAUGUGCCCGUCGAAAGAGAACUCUGGAUUUUUGUCCUGCAAAGCCAAUAGAUGCCCCUGAUGUCCCCGUGUACACAUUUGUCGUCCUGGGAGUGGUAUUUAUGUGUGUUGUGAUGGCAGUUGUUAUGUACGUCCUAUGCCGGAAGCAAGGCAAACCUGGUGUUACUGCAGCACCUGUGGUAGGUGAAAUACCGUGGGAGCAGCAACUUAAACAGCCUCCCAAAGUGCUGGUCAUCUACUCUCAGGACCACCGCCUUUACAGGGAUGUAGUGCUAAAGCUCUGCGCCUUCCUUCAGGCCAAGUGUGGCACCAAUGUGCUUGUGGACCUGUUAGAUUCCACCUCAGUCAGCAUGGUGGGGCGCCUUCGCUGGCUUGAGUGGCAACGACAACAGCUCAAAAAUCCCUCUGACAAAAUCCUGGUGCUGUGCUCGCAAGGCGUCCAGGCAAAGUGGAGGGCCAUGUGCGGUCAAGGCCGGGUGACUCUGAGGGAAGACGUUCUCUCCCCUACUGACGACAUGCUCACUCCCUUUCUCAACCUCUUCCUACCAGACAUGCACCAGGCCGGCAUGCUGGGCAAGUACAUGGUGGCUUACUUUGAUGACAUCAGCAGGGAACAAGACGUGCCAUCAGUUUUUGACAUCGCAGUCAAAUACAAGCUGAUGAAGCAUUUCGAAGAGUUGUACUUCCGCAUCCUAGACAUUGAGAAGUAUCAGCCAGGUCAGGUCAACCACAUCAAGGGCAUUGGUGGGGAUGAAUAUUUCGACUGUCCAUCAGGUAGAGCCCUGAAGAAUGCCAUCGAAGCCUUCCAGGCCUACCAGUUGGAAAAUCCUGACUGGUUCGAGAAGGAGUGUGUGAACGAUGAGGAGGAGGUCAUGACUGAGGCUAACCGACUCUUAGACCAACUACAGAUCCCUCCAGUCCUAGAGUGUGUUCCUCUAAUCAGAGAUGGACUUCCUGUCUACAUCCAUGAGGUAGAAAUCAAUGAAAAUGACAGUCUUCUCGUGCUUACACCUGAACUCAACCCAGAGCGCGAACAGUCAUCAGUGGCAGAACUUACACCAGUAGUCAACCCUAAGCACAAACAUCAGUAUCUGUCAAACCCGGAUGAGGUGUUGACGGAUGAUGUGCAUCCUCACUGCCCCAGGCUAGAAUCUGUCUACAUGGUUGAGCCUGUUUUAAACAACCUGCGACCACCAAGACAGAACUGGCUAUUCCUCCAGGCAGAACCCUUCAGUCAAAUUCCCACAGAGGAUGAGGAAGAGGAAGAGCUACCGAAAGGCCAAUUCUCUGCUCGUUCGGAGAAGACAAACUCUGCCCCACAGGACUCCCUGAACUUAAAACCUCAAGAAUUAUCUUGUACCAGCAUGCAGAGGGAAUACUUCCAUCAAUCCGAAACCUGCCACUCUCAGCCUGCAGAGAUGGAGGAGGUUCUAGGGCCCAGUGGAAAGGGUCCAAGCAGUGGAUCUGAUCAAGGGUACAUCUCCAAAAUGUCCUCCCAGCAUGAACGCCCUGUCAAAGAGGAUCCGCUGGUGGCUCUGAGAAGACUGCAGGAGAAGCUGUUUCAGAAGAAUCUCGGAUAACCUCCACUGACUUUAACCUAUGUCACCUGUGUGAUCAUAAUGAGUGCCUGAAUGUAGGAGGGUGUAAGAGCCCAAAACACAAAGGUGUUUCUGUGGCCAGUAAAGGGUGAGGCUCCAAUAUUAGUUGAUGAUUUUCUGGAUAUAAUAACUCCUAUAUUAUUUUUGUAUUAUUGUUAUUUGAUCAAAACAAAUGAAGACAAAUCAACAUGAUCAUAAAACAAAAACGCAAUGACUUUACAUGAAUAUUGUUCAUGUCAAAAACAGUUGUUUGUUUGGGUGUUGCACCCGGUAGAUAUGUACAGGAAAAUGAUGUUGGACUUCUUAAAUGGAGGAAGAAAUGAUGGAGACAUUUGCAUCAGCACCUAUUGAGCAUUAGAGGAACUGCAGCUGAACUCAGACAGGAGGUUGCAAAGCACCAACUGCACAGAUCCUCUGGGGCCCGAAAGCUCCAGGUUCACAAAUUGGCAGUAACUUGAAACACAUUCUGAACUGAUUAGAGACAUGGAUUCUCACACGCUCUUGAGGCCCCAUCUUGUAGGGGGGCCCUGAUAAAAUCUCGUGGACGUCUAGUUUUAAAGGUGCGGGGCGGCUCUGGAGACGGACCUUAAGUUAACUACCAUCUUGAAUUCAGCCAGCACUAACUCCAGAGCCAGAGUUCUGAUCCUGGUGGACUGCCCCAACACCCCGCCUAGUUAACAUCUUUCUAUUCCUGCUGUCACACAGGUUAGACCUAGCGCUCCACGCUGUGACUCCUGGCGCUGUGGUUUGUGCUCACUACCGCCUCUCUAGGUACAAGUGGUAUUGCAGGACGUGCCGGGGCUAGGUGGUUAGCAUGCUCAUUUCAGUAGAUAUCUCUUCAAAACAGUACAUGGAUAUCAUUGAAGACUUUUACUUCCUAACAUUCUGUGGACAAUGUGAGUUCAUUUGUUGAAUGUUUUAAACUGAAAAUAUUUGAAUUCUUACUGUUUUGAUUUUGUUUCUGCAGUUAAACUGCAUUGAAGGAAAUAUGUGAUGUGUGUGCUGCCUUCAACAAUUGUCCUUUUAUCCAUGGGAGAAAGGUCAAAUAUCCUGGAAUAUUGUAAAUAAUAUUUUUUUAUCAGUGUGUUUGUGUUAGGAUUACACUUUCUUGAUAAUGAAGUUCUUUAAUGUCUCUUACAGCACUUAUCUUUGGGUCAGGGUCAGUGAUUUUCCUCUGUUAUAAAGAAAUCCCCCAAAAAUAUUAAAUGACUUUUAAAACUUUGUACAGUAGUUUCCUCAGAUUUAUUUCAGGUUUUAACCACAUAAUCGGUUUUACAUCUACAGUACAUAGAUUGGAUUAUAUCAGUACCACACGACUUUACAGCACAGGUGAAAUCCGAUCUGUAAACAACAGCAAUGUUCUUUCCCUGUAAACAAGUUUGAAGAAAAAGAAAGCCUGUAUAAUGAAAGACAAGUGUUCAGAUUGCACACAUUGUGUUUUUCUUUGCACGUAGGCUAAACAUUUGAAUCUGUGUUGCAUGAUUGGCUCCUUUUGAAUAUUCAUGUCCAUGAAAGCCUUUGGUAGUUUCAGUGUCACUGUGCUUGUUCAUGCAGGUUAAAGGCCUACUACACUUCAGUUUAAAUUCAAUGUCAAGAAAUGCCCCAGCUUUUGAGUUGACUGUGUGGUAAGCUUCUUGUGCAAAUCCAAAUACACAUUGUUAGAGCCUUUUCAACAGUGUAGGUACCUCCUAUAUGUAUCUUACAUAUGCAACGAUUUAGCAGAUUACUGGCAUGCGGAAAUAAUACAAAAUAGUAUAAAAUAUAACAUUUUAAAUACUUUGGCAAUAUAUGAUAAGCAUUUAAAAUGCUGCUCUCAGUGCAACAUGAGAAACAAAGCCAGGAGAAGCACUGAAGCAGUGAUGUAUUUUGUGUACAGCAGGACUCCACAGAGAGGUCACUCUUCAGGGUCAACUUCAUAAGAGCAGCCUGGUGUCUGCAACGGGAAUAUCCAACAAAUAUCUAUUCAUUCAACUUUUUUAUUGCAUUAUUGAGAGUGACAAUUUGUUCUGGAGAUUGUGAAUAGUAUUUUGACACAAAUAAUCUCAACAUCACUUUCAACCACAUCUCAUGGUCUAGAUCAGCAGAUAGUCUUUGCCAUAUUGUUGUCAUUAACAUGUUAUAUAAGUAUGGAGCUUUCACAUUCAAGUAGUUUGCGUAUGGGUGGAAAACCUAUUU
Molecule: messenger RNA, 4745 nt
Organism: Anarrhichthys ocellatus (wolf-eel)
Lineage: Eukaryota; Metazoa; Chordata; Actinopteri; Perciformes; Anarhichadidae
Gene: il17ra1a
Product: interleukin 17 receptor A1a
Exons: 11
Coding region: 147-2552 (801 amino acids)
Molecular function (GO): interleukin-17 receptor activity
Source: RefSeq, a predicted model, not a curated record